AGGAAGUCAGUCGAGCACGAGGAUGAGAGCCUUGUGACAAUGGAGUCGCUCGAAGCAGAUCAGAUGGAAUCAGGCGUGGACAUGGAGCAAAUUGAUCUUCCCGAGCCGAGUACAAGAGCUGAAAAGUUACAAGUGAGGAGAAAAUGUCGAGCGCCGCCUUCAACUCCGUUGCAAGUGGACGACAUGCAGAUCGACGAGAAGAUGAUUCCUUCGACAUCGCGGAUCUCCACCGAAGGAUCUUCCAAAGAGAUGGGAGUGUCUGCAGCUCCGGAGCCAAUGAAAGGGCUCGUGGAAGAGGAGGAGAAGCAGGUUAUGGAAUUUGUUGAAGUUUUGAUUCGCACCGAAAACAUGAAGAUGCCUCCUGCUUCUGCUCACCCCCCUCCUUCGAAGGGGGAGAGGGAGGACGAGAAGCAUCCAAUUUUCAUUGACUUGGAUCGUCUAGAGGAAGUGGACAUGGAGAGACAUGUGGUUUCGAGUAGAGUUAGGUCUAAAACGAUAAUACCUGACGGUCCCUCAUCUUCUCGUUCUGGAGUUCUUCGAGAUGAUUUAUUCAUACGGAAGGAAGGAGGAGUAGGUCCAAGCUCGGACCCAGAAUCGUGUCGUGACAGGAGGAAUACGGAUUAUGGGUCCACCAGCUCCAAGGAUAUUGAUCCCCGAUGGAGGAGGGGCUUUUCUGCAAAGAAUCGAAGUGAGCAUGAGGCACGGACAACGAGGGAAGAGGUAAAGCAGGUAGUUCUUCCAACAGGACCACAACCAAAAACACAAUUUGGAGAGGAAUCACCGUCGGCUAGAUCCUUCUCACAGAAGCAAAAAGAAGUGAAAACCAAAGGUAACCAGGGUCCAGUUGGUAUGAAGAGACCUCGUGGACGACCGAAGAAAAACCUUAGCCAAAAGCCGCAAACUAGGCGCACGGCACAACGUACUUCACGAGGAAGAAGGAGGAGAAAAGGAACUCCAUCCACUUCCAGUGAAUCAGAAGACGAAGACUCGGAGGAUGAGGACGUUGCUGAGGGUGUGAUAGCAGCUUCGUUGGGAUUUCCCAAGGACAGUUUAUCAGAAGAAGAGAAGAAACUAGGAUUCUUCUUUUCCAUACCCAACUUCAAAGAAUCUGAAUAUGUAGUUGUUAGAAAUCAUAUUCUUGCGAAGUGGAGAGAAAAUGUGAGUUGUUGGUUGACCAUGGCAACGGUGAUGGACAGUAUUCAAGGUCAGUUCCUACAUGUUGCAAAUGUUGCAUAUAAUUAUCUCUCAACUUUCGGUUAUAUCAAUUUCGGAGUAGCUCCGGUUAUCAACUCCCACAUUCCUGAUGAGGCAACCCAUGCAAGAGUGAUUGUCAUAGGAGCGGGAUUGGCUGGGCUGGCAGCUGCGAGACAACUUAAGGCUUUUGGCCAUGAUGUUGUGGUUUUGGAAGCAAGAAAACGGCCCGGGGGUAGAGUUCUCACCCACACAAUGAGGGGCGGUGAUCUCACUGCUCCUGCUGAUCUAGGAGGAAGCGUUCUCACAGGACUUCAGGGGAAUCCAUUGGGUGUCUUAGCACGCCAACUAGGCUUAUAUCAGAAGUCGAUCAAAGACCAUUGUCCUCUUUAUCAUCCUCAAGGCAACCCAGUAGACCCGGAUAUGGACCAAAAGGUGGAAAGAUAUUUCAAUGAGCUUCUGGACAGGGCUAGCAAAUGGAGAAGAGAGGUAUCAGCUGUUUCUGAAUAUAUGUCUUUAGGAUCGACCUUGGAGACUCUAAGAGGUCUAGGGAAUUUCACACUAAACAGCGAAGAAUCACAGAUACUUGAUUGGCACUUUGCAAAUUUAGAAUUCUCGAAUGCUGCUCUACUGUCAGAUCUUUCGCUUGCGUAUUGGGAUCAGGAUGAUGCGUACGAGAUGGGCGGUGACCAUUGUUUCCUUAACGGUGGUAACGUGGAGCUGAUAAACGCCUUAGCUGCUGGACUUCCAAUAUUUUACGACACUAAAGUGGAGUUAGUAUCCUAUGGGAGCGGACAGGUUCUUGUCAGAGCAGGCCAAAAUCUAUUCCAAGGUGAAUUUGCUUUGUGCACGGUCCCACUGGGGAUACUGAAACGAGAUCUCAUACAGUUCGAACCGCAGCUACCGAAGUCGAAGCUGCUUGCAAUUGAACGACUAGGAUAUGGUUUGUUGAACAAAAUUGCAAUGUUAUUUCCCUAUGCAUUCUGGGGUGAAGCACUCGACGUUUUUGGGCAUGUCGGAGCUCAUCGAUCCAACCGAGGAGAAUAUUUUCUGUUCUACAGUUACGCUGGUGUUUCAGGGUCACCUCUUCUUAUCGCUCUGGUGGCUGGAGAGGCUGCUGUUUCGUUUGAGCACACGAACGCAGUUGAGAAUACUGCAAGGCUGGUGACCAUUCUCCGAGACAUAUUCGAGCCACAAGGAGUCCCCGUUCCAGAUCCUCUACAGGUGGUUUGCACCAGGUGGGGCAAAGACCAGUUCGCGUUGGGCUCAUAUUCGAACAUAGCAGUAGGAUCGUCGGGAAAAGAUUACGAUAUUCUUGCCGAAAGUGUCGGGCAAGGACGCCUUUUCUUCGCUGGUGAGGCCACAAGCCGUUACUACCCUGCUACGAUGCACGGAGCCUUCCUUAGUGGACUAAGAGAAGCAGGCAACAUCUCUGUCUUGGCGGGAUCUAGUGGGAUCAAGUCACCCACCGUGAAGAGAGAAUCACAAUCUCCUCUCGUGUCAAGAGCUCAUGCAAUUGCUGAGAUCUUUAAGAAACCUGACUUGGAGUUUGGUUGCUUCUCUGUUGUCUAUGAUAAGAAGACGGGACCCGACUCUCACGCUCUGCUGAAAAUAAAUCUCAACGGAAAGAAGACGGGGCUCGAUGAAGAUUUGGAUGUUCCGAUUGCCCGCUUAAAAAAAAGUUGCUUGCCAACUGGUAAGGUAAACGAGGAGGAUGGCAUUGGUGGCAUUGAGCACAAAACAGUUCAUGUGUAUGCUACGCUUACCAGGAAGCAAUGCCUGGAAUUAAUGGAGGUAAGGGGAGGUGAUGCGCAUCGCUUGAAAUAUCUCCUUGACGUAUUACAAGUCAAGUUAGUGGGAAGGAAGGACUUGGGAGAAGCAGCAGAGAAGGUUGUGUAUUCUGGGCUCUUACACUCCCUUCUGAUCCCUUCAUGAGGAAAUAUAUCGUGCAUAGGAGAGUUUACCGAACAUUACAUAAGUGCGUCUAGCACCUAGGCCAAGAUGCAGUGUCUUUAAAACCUAAAGAGGGAAGUCCAGCCAUAUUGACUGAUUAUCUGACAUACUUGGCUGUAGAUUCGAGCUAGAAUGCGUGCAUGAAACCUGAUGGUGUUCAAUCACCUUUUUGGCAUGUGUUCAAUAAUAAUAUGACAAUGAUUGUAUCAACGCAGUCAUUUUGACGCUGUCC
Marchantia polymorpha subsp. ruderalis is the source of this 3376-nucleotide messenger RNA. Lineage: Eukaryota; Viridiplantae; Streptophyta; Marchantiopsida; Marchantiales; Marchantiaceae. The record is from the annotation of a GenBank genome assembly.